This is a messenger RNA of Plasmodium gonderi, 2277 nucleotides long. RefSeq lists its product as hypothetical. Bases 1 to 2277 code for a protein of 758 amino acids. The transcript has a single exon. The record is from RefSeq and is a predicted model, not a curated record. NCBI's taxonomy places the organism in Eukaryota, Apicomplexa, Aconoidasida, Haemosporida, Plasmodiidae.
AUGCUAAAUAAUAAUGGUUUUAAUGGAGGAAUAAGUCAGAUGAAAACAUUCCAAGGGGGUGGAAACCUCCAGGGAAGUAGCCAAUUUCAGGGUGGUGGCCAAUUUCAGGGUGGCAAUACCACCUUCGCAGGUAUCGGAAAUAAUGAACAACAGCCACAUAUCUAUGGAGAACAUCAAAAUGGUAAUAGCAGUUUUUAUGGAGUGAAAACCCUGAACACAGCAAUUACCUAUAAUCAGGGAUUCUCAGACAAGAACAUGAUGUAUGGAAAUAACUCCUUCGGAAGGAUCAACACUGAAAUGAUGGAACAAAACCCUAACCUUUAUCUGACAAAGAAUACUAUGGGGAAUAGUAGCACCAUAGGAAAUAGUGAUGCACAGAAUAGUGCCCCUCGAAACAACGUUGUGCUGAACAAUGCUGUGGGAUAUGGAGAUUACCAAAACAGUAAUAAUAGUUUACAUUUUUAUAACAAAGACCAAAGUAGUACUAAUUAUAAUAAUGAAACACUAUUUACCCAGGUUAAACAAAAUGUAUCCAUAUUUGGAAACAAGUCAAAAAAUAAUUCCCCCCUUUUUGGCAAUAAUUUAAAAAGCGAAAAUAAAAAUGCAACAUGCAAUUUUAGGUUCUACGACUUUGUAAGUCAUGAUAAAUCAAUAUUUGGAAAUAGAUUAAAAGAUGGAAAACCACUCUUCAUGAAUAAUAAAAAUGUAAAUAAGCAGUUAACACCAUCUGCUAAUGAACAACAUGGCAAUAAUUAUUUACUAAAUAAUAAUAAUAUAAAUAAUUUAGUAGGGUCCAAAAGUGAAAAAAAUUACAUGAAUUAUAACAACGAUUUGAAAAAUGAUUCUUCGUAUGGGUUUAACACAUCCAACGAAAUUAUACCAAAAUCUGUUAUCAUGAAUAGAAAUAAUAAUAUUAAUAUUGGGGUAAACCUACCUCAAAAUCAAGUGUUCGGAAAUACCUAUAACCAAAAUAGUAACAACUUAUGUAGUAAUAUAAACACAAUUCCAAGUGCACAAGAUGAUUCUACGUUUAUAGUUGGGGCCAAUAAUGAACUCAACUCAACCAAUUUCAUUUACAACAAUAACUUUAAUCCUAUAUCUGAAAAUAUGCAGAACGAACAGUACCACAUGUAUAACAGGAACAUUGUCACUGGAAGAGAUCCAAUGAAUCAUAAUUUUUCUCCAUUCCAUAAUGCUGGAGUAGACGGAUCUACUAUCAAUACACAUGAUAAUUUAUCAUACGGUAAUCCGAUGAUAAGUAGUAAUCAUAACAUGUUAAGAUAUUCAAACGUUUUACCAAAAGGUAAUUAUCUCCCCCCAAACGAGAACACCCAAAUGAUCGGUGCUAAUGUUGCUAUAAAUAGCACCACUCAUAUUCCCUCUGGUGCAGACACUCUUAUGAACGACUUUUCUAUGAACAACGCUAUGCAUGGCAUAGGAUUUGUUGGUACCCAAAUGAAUUUAAAUAAAAACGAUAUUUACUACAACAGUAAGGGAAAUAUGGAAAAUCAACAAAAUAUAAAUUUCGGAAAUAAUAACCCCAAGUUAGAGGGACAAAUAAACACAGGAGAUAGAAACAUAUUCGUGAACAACGCUGCUCAUUAUGAGACGAAUGAAAAUUUGUUAAUGGAAAACACACAAUCAAAUGAUGCUUUAAGAAAUCAUUGCAAAGAAAUGGUUUACUCAAGUCAUCUCCAACAAGAUGCUAGUAAUAGUAGUAAUAAUAAUAAUAAUAAUAAUAACAAAGAGAAUGAAAUUUUUUUUACAAAUGAAAAUGAAAUAAUGUUUGAAAAAAAAUACGUAAAAGAGCAUGGAAACGAAGAAAAUGAAAAAGAAAAUACCCAAAUAAACAAAAAAAAAAAAAUUAUGUUUUUUAAUAAAGAUUUUAUAAAAUCUUUAGAAUUAAUAACAAAUCAUAAUUUAAAUAGUUACAAUGAAAAUAGAUCCACCAUAUACUCAUUUCCUAGUACUUUGUCAUCCAAUAAUGCUGCUUUUUAUAUGCAAGCGGUUGACGAAUGUAAGAAAGGGGAAAGAUUUGACGUUGACGUGGAAUUAUAUAAUAAAAUUUUUACCAAAAAUAGGGCAGAACAAACAUUUUCUGUUUUAAAAAAUAUAAAUGUUAAUAAAAAAAUAAAUGAACAAGACAUUGCUCUCGAUAUUUAUUACCCACUUUUACAUGUAGAAAAAAUAAAAUUUAGGCAAUCCAUCACUCCAGAAUAUUUGUAUAAACCUAUCAAUGCCCCUUUUGAGUUGGGACAAAUUCCGACCAUUAUUUGA